AUGUCGCUGCUAAAAACAUCAGCGGUAAAUUUCGAGAACGAAUGGAGAGAUAUGCAGCUACCACUGGCGUCGCUGAUUACUGGUGCACCGCAGACACUGACAAAUGAUAAGUGGCUUAAAAUGUACUCUGCUAUCUACAAGAUCUGUACAAAUCCAGGAGCGCCACAAGCGGAAAUGCUAUUUUUUCGACUGCGCGGGCUGCUGGUGAAACAUGUAGAGAAACUUUUAAGAAAGCUAGAUACAAUUGACGGCGACCCCGAGUUCCUGGCCCUUUACUGUACUUCUUUCGAAGCAUUUACUACCGGGACAAGCUACAUUUCUGAGCUAUUCCGCUACCUGAAUCGCUACUGGAUCUCGUAUUCGCAUUGUAAAACUGGCCAAGCUCCAGUUCCUGGAGUGUAUCCUGUCACGGAACUUUCUCUCCAUAUUUGGCACGACGUUGCUUUUGUAAAGUUAAGGAAACGCUUGAUUACAGCAAUUCUUCAUAUAUACCAUUCUGCAAGACUCGAUAAAAGUGAUUGCUUCGAAUAUGGAGACUGCAUCGCUAGUACAGUUCAGACAUACUAUAGUCUUGGACUUUGUAAACAGGACCAAUUGAGCCUUUAUCGCGAAGAGCUUGAAUUGCCUUUUCUUGAGAAUGUUGCUGAAUUCUAUACAGCUAAAGCGCUCGAGUUGCUGUCAAGAAUGACGAUCUCGGAGUAUUUACAGGAAACUGAGCUUUUGUGUACACAAGAGCAGAAUCGUUGUGAUUUACGCUUGCAUCGAACCACUGUCAUUCAAGUUCGACAAGCUUGUUGCCGCGUCUUGAUUGAUGAGCAUGCUGAUCGGAUUUGUGAAGACGCCGAAACUUUCUUGAUCAAUAACCAAAAAAAUGAUUUACACCGAAUGUUCGCCUUAUUUUCUGAGCUGGUGACUGAAAGAGCGCUAAUAUCCUUAAAGAAUAUAUUGAAGAAAUAUAUUGAGCGAAGUGGAAGAGAAGUUGUACAAACAUUUCAACAGGAUGAAACCACAAAGAAUCCUGAGGGGUACAUUGAAGCCUUGGUGCAGAUUCGCAAUAAGUACUUUGAGCUUAUCAAAGACGCUUUUGGAUAUCAUCCGCUGAUGCGAACAGCACUUGAUCAGGCUUGUCGGGCGUUUGCAAAUUCUCAUCCGCGGCUUCCAGAAUUACUAGCUAAAUACACACACUACCUGAUGUCACGUGACAAGAAAUAUGGAUGUAGUCGUGCAUUGAUAUUACCAGGAUCCACUAGAUCUGUGUCAACUCCUCUUUCGGAUGACAUGUUGGAGCAACGAAUCGAAAAUAUCAGUGUGGUGUUCUGCCUUAUCGACGAUAAGGAUAUUUUUAAGAAAUACUACUCCAAGUUUCUUGCUAAACGCCUAAUUAAAGGAACGUCAGCCUCAAAUGAAAUGGAAAUCUUACUUAUACAAAAAUUGCGCGACAUUUGUGGAUGCGAUUUUGUGUCAAAAUUGCAAAAGAUGAUGAAAGAUAAGAUGCUGAGCAAGGAAUUGGUAAACUCAUUUACGGGAUGGCUCGACGGAAAAAGCAUUGAACUGUGCUCAGAUUGUGCAGCGAAUACUUCUGCCAUCAAUUUUCACCACACUAUUGUAUACCACUGUGAUGUCCUCACAGCUGGAGCAUGGCCAAUAUCUUGCGCAACCUCCGAGCACAAACUAAAUUUGCCACCUUCCAUGAGAGCACAUACGAAUUUGUUUACGCAAUUCUACACUGAACGAAGCACUGGGCGAAAGCUUUUGUGGGUGCACAAUCUAUCAUUCGGAAUGGUCCAAAGUCACUGCUUUAAAAAGCGCUACGAGUUUUUGCUCAGCUUUUUUCAGAUGGUGAUUCUCUUGCAGUUUAAUACCGCGACGAAGUUGAAGUUAUCGGAUAUUGUUCAGCUUACGAAUAUUUCAGAAAAAGAUUGCAUUCAUCACCUGGCUAGCCUCGUAAAGGCUAAAAUUUUGACGUCAGAUGGUGACAAUGUGAGUCCGUCGUUGGCAUUAAAUUUUGAUUUCUAUAGCCGGAAACUUCGUGUCUCGGCGGUGCCAAGUAGCCCAGGUGAGUCCCCGAAAGAGUUUAAAGCCCCAAUACGCGAGGUGGAAGAGGACCGGAAAAUGUCGUUGCAGGCUGCAAUCGUGCGCGUGCUCAAGACGCGUCGUGACAUUGACCAGACGCAGCUGAUCCAAGAGGUAGCAGCGAUGCUCGUCCAUCAGUUUGUUCCAACUUCUUCUGCCAUCAAGCAAAACGUGGAGAUUCUCAUUCAAAAAGAGUAUCUUCGUCGCCUUGAGAGCGACCAAACAAGAAUUUUAUACGUGGCAUAG
Messenger RNA from Plasmopara halstedii, 2319 nucleotides. RefSeq names its product cullin family. Gene Ontology annotation, biological process: ubiquitin-dependent protein catabolic process; protein ubiquitination. Bases 1 to 2319 code for a protein of 772 amino acids. Gene Ontology annotation, cellular component: cullin-RING ubiquitin ligase complex. The transcript is spliced from 15 exons. The record is from RefSeq and is a predicted model, not a curated record. Gene Ontology annotation, molecular function: ubiquitin protein ligase binding. Lineage: Eukaryota; Oomycota; Peronosporomycetes; Peronosporales; Peronosporaceae.